This is a messenger RNA of Lycium barbarum (goji berry), 2512 nucleotides long. RefSeq names its product probable 1-deoxy-D-xylulose-5-phosphate synthase 2, chloroplastic. Gene Ontology annotation, biological process: terpenoid biosynthetic process. The transcript is spliced from 10 exons. Lineage: Eukaryota; Viridiplantae; Streptophyta; Magnoliopsida; Solanales; Solanaceae. The record is from RefSeq and is a predicted model, not a curated record. Bases 126 to 2264 code for a protein of 712 amino acids. Gene Ontology annotation, molecular function: 1-deoxy-D-xylulose-5-phosphate synthase activity.
CUUGUUGCUAACUAUAAAUUCUGUCUCUCCCUCACUCCUCUUGUGUCCAAUAAUUCAAUCACCUUCAUUUUUCAGACUUGUUCAUUUUCUCUCUAAGUAAAACUUAAUUUCAUCAUCAUAAAAUUAUGGCAGUUUCUUCAGGUCCUGUAUUCAGAAUUAACCAGCCUACUUUACCGUAUUUAACAAGUCCAAGAUUUCACCUCACUAAGAAAAAGUUUCUUGUAAAAGCUUCUGUGAAUGGUUCAGAUGAAAUUAAUGGGAAGAUAGUAAGAAACAAAGAAAAAGAUAGUUGGCAGAUUGACUUUUCAGGAGAUAAGCCACCUACACCAUUUUUGGAUACAAUCAAUUAUCCAAUGCAUAUGAAGAAUCUAUCCAAACUGGAUCUUGAACAUUUAGCUGCAGAAUUAAGAGCAGAGAUUGUUUAUUCAGUGGCAAAAACAGGAGGCCAUUUGAGUUCAAGUUUAGGUGUUGUGGAUUUAACUGUGGCUUUGCACCAUGUUUUUGAUACUCCUGAGGAUAAAAUUAUAUGGGAUGUUGGUCAUCAGGCAUAUGCACACAAAAUCUUGACAGGAAGGAGGUCCAAAAUGCAUACAAUUAGAAAGACUUCAGGGCUAGCACCAUUUCCAAAAAGAGAUGAAAGUGUAUAUGAUGCUUUUGGUGCAGGGCAUAGUUCAACAAGCAUCUCUGCUGGUCUUGGCAUGGCGGUUGCUCGAGAUCUUUUAGGGAAAAACAACCAUGUCAUUUCUAUAAUCGGAGAUGGAUCCAUGACAGCAGGACAAGCAUAUGAGGCCCUGAAUAAUGCAGGGUUCCUCGAUUCGAAUCUAAUCGUCAUCCUGAAUGAUAAUGAACAAGUUUCUCUACCAACUGCAACUUUAGAUGGCCCUGCAACUCCAGUAGGAGCCCUCAGCGGUGCCUUAAGCAAACUCCAAGCUAGUCGUAAGUUUAGACAACUUCGCGAAGCUGCAAAGAGUAUAACAAAGCAAAUUGGUCCUCAAGCACAUGAAGUUGCAGCUAAAGUAGAUGAAUAUGCAAGGGGAAUGAUUAGUGCUUCUGGUUCCACUCUUUUUGAGGAACUCGGAUUGUAUUAUAUCGGUCCAGUAGACGGACACAAUAUCGAAGACUUGAUCAGUAUUUUACAGAAGGUGAAAUCAAUGCCAGCACCAGGACCAGUCCUAAUUCACAUUGUAACAGAGAAAGGAAAAGGAUAUCCACCAGCAGAAGCAGCAGCCGAUAAAAUGCACGGGGUGGCACAGUUUGAUCCGAAAACAGGACAGCAAUUUAAGGCCAAAUCGCCUACUCUUUCAUAUACUCAAUACUUUGCUGAAUCACUGAUUAAAGAAGCCGAAAAUGAUGACAAGAUUGUAGCUAUCCAUGCUGCAAUGGGUGGUGGAACUGGCCUUAAUUAUUUCCAAAAACGAUUCCCGGAGCGUUGUUUUGAUGUUGGCAUUGCUGAGCAACAUGCAGUUACCUUCGCAGCCGGUUUAGCUACAGAAGGACUAAAACCAUUCUGUGCUAUCUACUCCUCGUUCUUACAACGAGGCUAUGAUCAGGUGGUGCACGACGUGGAUCUUCAGAAAUUACCUGUCCGGUUUGCAAUGGACCGAGCCGGUUUGGUUGGUGCGGACGGUCCAACACAUUGUGGAGCGUUCGAUGUAGCGUACAUGGCUUGUUUGCCUAAUAUGGUAGUAAUGGCUCCAUCAGAUGAAGCAGAGCUAAUGCAUAUGGUUGCAACAGCAGCUGCUAUUCAUGAUAGGCCUAGUUGCUUCAGAUUUCCUAGAGGAAAUGGAAUUGGUGCAGUUCUUCCUCAAAACAAUAAAGGAAUACCAAUUGAGGUUGGUAAGGGAAGAAUACUCAGAGAAGGUGAAAGGGUUGCCAUUUUAGGAUAUGGUUCCAUAGUACAACAAUGUUUGGGUGCUGCAGACAUCUUGCAAUCCCAUAAUGUAAGAAUAACAGUAGCUGAUGCUAGGUUCUGCAAGCCAUUGGAUGCUGAUCUUAUUAGGAGAUUAGCCAAAGAACAUGAAAUCUUGAUCACUGUAGAAGAAGGAUCAAUUGGAGGAUUUGGCUCACAUGUGGCUCAUUUCUUAAGCCUAAACAGCAUUUUGGAUGGACCCCUUAAGUUGAGGUCAAUGGUACUUCCAGAUAGAUACAUUGAUCAUGGUUCACCACUUGAUCAAAUUGAAGCAGCUGGUUUAUCAUCUAGGCAUAUAUCUGCUACAAUUCUAACAUUAUUGGGAAGGCCAAAGGAAGCUAUGGUAGUAAAUUAAAUAUCCAAGAGUGAGAUUCUGUAGAGUUUAAGAGACGGAUUAGAAUUCUAAUCAUUAGAUUGUAGUUCCAGGACAUGUGCCAUUGUUUUUGCACUGAAUUAAUCAAAGAUUCAGAUGUAUCACAUGUGCUAGUAGUGCAUAUUUUUGUCAUUUCAUGUUGUGUAGAAAGGGUUGUAAAAAUAAGAAUUUACUAAAAGUCCUAUGCACUGGUUUAAUUUCAAGAUAUAUAAUGGGUGUUGACAGAGUAA